Molecule: messenger RNA, 356 nt
Organism: Trichomonas vaginalis G3
Lineage: Eukaryota; Parabasalia; Trichomonadida; Trichomonadidae
Exons: 1
Source: RefSeq, a predicted model, not a curated record
AUGAGGUUGCAAGAACUUCAAGAUGCUAUAAACAAACUUCCAUUGAGACAUCCAAUUGACGUCAAAUUGUAUUGGAGAGCUUCUGAGUUAGGUCAGAAGGUUUUAUAUGAAACAGGUUGCUUCGACGAUGUUUAUGAGAUAACAGGAGAAGUUUCUCAGAAGAUAAGAGACUCACUUGAAUUUCCACAAACUGGACCAAUUGGUUGCGACAAGUUCGACUCAAACGAAAAGAUAUACUAUGUCGACCUUAACGCUGCGUACAUGAGGUUUGUCCAAUAUAUUCCGACUGGAAUUCCAAACGAAGAUGGUGAGUUCCCGGGAAGGAACUAUACAGUUGGAAAAGUCAUACAACAACU